GUAUUCUAAAAUAGAAUCUCUAUUUUUCUUAAGAAAAACUUUCCCCAUAUUAUAUCCUGGAGAUAACCUCACAAAAGCCUGAUCUUCAUAGUACUCUCUAAAAACUGUGGCUUAAUGAGAAAAGCAAAGAGGAAUAGUCAAAUUAAAUUUGUUAGGUAAUAUAGACUUUAAAAUGUCAGAAAUGAAGAUUUGGAAGUCAAUAUAAACCAUUUCCUGGAAAUAAUAUUGGAGACAAAAUAGGAACAGUUGAAAAAUUGCUAGAUUUGGAAUUAAAAGAUCUAGAUUCAAAUUUUGACUGACUUUGUUGAUAAGUGCCCAUGGCUUUAGGCAACCUCUUUACCUCUCUGGGCCUCAAUUUCUCAUCUGUAAAAAAGGACACAAAAGAGGAUUGGACUAGAUUAUUUCUGAGGUCCCUUUCAGCUUUAAGCCCAUGAUUCUAUGCAUGUCCUUCAGCUAAAUCCUUCAGUUUAAUACUGUCCUUAGUUACAAAAUUGCCCUCUACUUAAAUGCUAUGCAAACAGUUUCAGCACCACUAACAGCGCCCAGUCCUACGCAGCUGGGAGAGAUUUUUUUUUUUUUUUAAUGAACAUGCGUUUUUGUUUAUCCUUUUCCUUCUUUCUUUUUCUCUCUCCUGUCUUUUGUUUCCUUUCCUUUCUCUUUCCUUCCCUUGUUCCUUUCCUUUCCUUUCCUUUCUCCUUCCCUCUUUCCUUCCUUCCUUCUUUUCUUGCUAUCAUCCUUCCUCGCUUUUUUUGUCCUUACUAGAAAUUGAGAGAAGGUCAAAAUGACGCAUUCUAUUCUCAGUUAAAUCUCUUCUUUGGCUGAUAAUGCUCAGGAGGUACUAGCACAACUUGGACUGGAAGAUACUGCCUCAGUACAUAUAAUAAUAUCAGGGACAUAGCCGGAAAUCUAGAGGGGAUUUUUAGCAAUAAAUUCGUUAGACCCCUGCUGCUUUAGGAAGUCAAUGUGGUGAUGAACCCUAAUUGAUAACCUGAGGUGCUGGAUAUAAAUAGAAAUGAGCUCUUUUUUUUUUCAGAUCUGGAGAAUUGUUAAAAGACACAUAAGCCUGUUGCUAAUGUAGCCCAGACUUCCUUUCCCUUUUUAGUUCCCACCCCUUUCUUCUCUCCCAUACACAGCCAGACACAGACCCAGACAUACGCAUACCCACACACAAAUACGUACACACACAGAGAGAGAAAAAUACGCACACAUACAGAUAUAUACAUUUCCACAUGAAUAGACACAGAGAAGAGCUCUUACCCACUCCCACACACAUAUACACAUACACACACAGAUAAGUACAUACACACGUAGGCCAGGGAAGAUUCCACGCAGGUACAUAGGACAAGCGUUUUGCAUUGUUCCUGAAACAGAUCAUCUAAUACAGAGAAACCUGCAAACACUUUAGUCAACUCGCUGGAUUUCAUCUCCAUGGCAACAAGCAUGGAAGGCCACGACAUGAUCCAAGCAGGAAUCCUGAAGAGGAAUUCCAACAAUGUGGUAGCAAAUGAUGAGUAGUAUCCACCAUAGCAACGGAGCAGCCAGCAUGAGUGUCAACAAAGUUUCAGCUUUCUCAUUGACAUUGGAACAAAAAACAGGCUUUGCAUUUGUGGGGAUUCUGUGCAUUUUUUUGGGCCUUCUUAUUAUCAGAUGCUUUAAAAUUCUGCUGGACCCCUACAGUAGUAUGCCUUCUUCCACUUGGGAAGAUGAAGUGGAAGAGUUUGAUAAAGGAACCUUUGAAUAUGCACUUGCAUGAACAUUCUGCCUUCAUUUUCAUGUUUAUUCAAGUUCAAUAGAAAACAAAACAAAAUAACUACCUGUGGCUCAUACAUCUGUAACCAUCACUGAGGAAAUGAAGGGAGGCUUGUGACACCUAUAUGGUUAAAUAAAUGUCUAAGGUUAACUCAAUGG
Molecule: messenger RNA, 1908 nt
Organism: Antechinus flavipes (yellow-footed antechinus)
Lineage: Eukaryota; Metazoa; Chordata; Mammalia; Dasyuromorphia; Dasyuridae
Gene: CTXN2
Product: cortexin 2
Exons: 2
Coding region: 1505-1753 (82 amino acids)
Source: RefSeq, a predicted model, not a curated record